Messenger RNA from Ruditapes philippinarum (Manila clam), 1633 nucleotides. RefSeq lists its product as uncharacterized. The transcript has 4 exons. Bases 83 to 448 code for a protein of 121 amino acids. Gene Ontology annotation, molecular function: damaged DNA binding; single-stranded DNA binding. The record is from RefSeq and is a predicted model, not a curated record. Gene Ontology annotation, biological process: base-excision repair; double-strand break repair via homologous recombination; nucleotide-excision repair. Gene Ontology annotation, cellular component: DNA replication factor A complex; site of double-strand break; nucleus. Lineage: Eukaryota; Metazoa; Mollusca; Bivalvia; Venerida; Veneridae.
UUACUCAUUUUCAACAAAACGCUUGCUCCCGCCAAAAAUAUUGCUGUUUUGUUGUCUACCCAUUAAAAAACAAGAUAAAGCUAUGGCUCACGAAUUUCAAAAACUAAGAGUGAAUGCAUCGAUGUUGCCAAGUUUUCAGGGCAAAGAAGUCGCAGUUCUCGGAAUGGCUAAAGAUGUGGACAGCAAUGGAACAUCUUUUACUCUAACAACAUGUGAUGGAAGUGAUAUCAGAAUAUUAAUGCAAGAACCUCUGAGUGAGUAUGUGUCAGGAUUGACUGAGGUACAGGGACAGGUGGAUGGUAGAAACAACAUCCAGUGCAGUAAAUACAUCACAUUUCCUGAUGAGGUCUCAGAUAAAUUUAAUAUGGAAAACUACAAUGCAGCUGUAGAAUUAAUGGCAAGAUGUCCUCAGUUUUAUGAGCAAGGCAUACAGCCACAACAAUCCUAGUUUACAUUCUCCUAAACAUCACAGAUUAAUUAUAUCAAGGAUCUUUAGAACUUGAACAUUCAAUAUUGAUUGAUGUGUAAAAACAUGUAAAUGUGCGUUGUUAUUGACAAAUGUAACUUCUAUCAUAAUCACAGGAACUAUAUUCCAGCACCUAUCUUUCUGUGGAAAUUGCACCACAAUGCAGUACAUGUAUAAAGAACUUGCAGUAGAACUUGGAUUAAAAUACAUUUAUGUUUUCUUAAAAAAUAAUCUGUAAGAUAUUAUAUACAUUUGUCAUCAGUGUUUUAGGUUGUAGUGUUCCUGCAGUCAAAUGGUGCAUGUGGCAUUAUGUGGGCAAAUAUGAUUAAAAAAAAAGCAUUUGUCUCUUUAAUAACAGCUUGGCUAGCAAUAUACCUAGAUUUUCGAGACACAAGUGUUAUUUGUUUAUGAGAUCUGUUUUUAAGCCGCAAUGAAAUUAAGUCACGCAGACGACAUCAGUGACAUUUAAAAUCAAUGCUAUUUAUGGAGUGAAAAUGCUGCUAAUGCCUUGUUCUUACUCCUGAUAAAUCUUUGGUCCAGAUAUUAUUGUAACAAAUGUUAAAAUUAGAUCAAUAAAAAUUUACAAGUGUGUUUUAUAUCGAGCCAGUUUUGAAGGAAAUAAUCACAGCUAUAUAGAAUUGUAAUGUAUUUUUCAUUUGUUCAUUAAAAUGGCCUUGCCUGGCAUCAUCUAUUUUAAAUAUUGAUGUCAGUAUUAAAUAGGUUAGCCAGCUGUAUGGUCAUAUUUCUCAGAUUCUGCCCUAGCGUGUACAAGGUUAUAAAGGCAUAUUAUUAUUGCUGUUAUGGUUAAGAGUUAUUGAAAUUAACAUUUUGCAUAGUAUUACUAGGAAGAUUGUCGUCUGCUAAAAAUGUCGUCUGCAUAAUUUUUUUAAUUUUAUCCAUUUUUUUUUAAUUUAAAAAAGAAAUUGGCACAGUCAAAUUGAUUGCUACUGGACAUGAUGGGGUGUUACUGUGAGUUACUGUAUGUCUGUUUGGCAAAGGUUAUUAUGAUUGUGUUCAGUCAGACAAGGGUUGAUAAUAUUUUGCUCUUAACCACGAUUUUAAGAAAAUUUUGAUAUGAAUGGUAAUCUUCAGAAUAUCACUGAAUCAAAGAUUUAAUACAAAAUGUUUUCUCUAUUUAUUGAAAUAAACUUCCUCUAUAUAAGAAUA